AUGGAAAAGUUUGGAUUCCAUAAAGUGUCCAAUAAACCGGGUCCUGGAAACCCGACCAUCAAUCAUAACCAACCGGUGAAGGCGUUCAAACGCCAAUUCAGAGUGGACAACUGUCCCAAUAACUCUAUUGCUUUGGGGAACACCAUUGGUGUCAAUCCUGCCGAUAUACCAGAGGAUCUCAAUUAUGUCAUUGUGGAUAAUAUGGUGGUAUAUUCUAUUACUAGAGAGCUUCUGGUCAAGCCCGGAACUGUUGGAAUGGCUGGGAAUGUCAGACAAUGGGGAAGAUGGUCAUUAAACCAACCGGUAACGAUUGCCGACUUCAGUUUGAACAGUUUUAACGACAACUUUAUCUACAUAAAAUCGGCAGAGAUCUUUAUCGACUACCGGUCUACCAAGAAACAGAGCCUGAAUCCCAUUAACCAUAAUGAAUUGAUUGCCCAAUUCUUGAUAAACUAUAACAACCAGAUCUUACAGGCCACUCAACCAAUUGUUAUGGAUUUCAAAGGCCAAUUUUUCCUGCUUUACAUCAACUCCAUACAAUUGAUGGACAUGGCGGGUAAGCCCACCGACUUCACUCUGUCGCCAGACGCUAAGGGGAUUUUGACGGGCCAAGCUGAGGUGGACUUUUAUCCUCAUGAGAACUCCAUCAUCAACUUGGUGAAGGAUGGCAACGCCAAGUCUCGCGUCAGCAAUAAGCCAAGAUCAAACCCCAUUAUUAACCCCGACUUUAAGUUGGACUCCUUGGGAAUUGGUGGGUUGGACAACGAGUUCCAGCAGAUUUUCAGAAGAGCUUUUGCCUCAAGAAUCAUCAGUCCAGAUUUGGUCAACAAGUUGGGUCUUAGACACGUCAAGGGUUUGUUGUUAUUCGGUCCUCCUGGUACUGGUAAGACGUUGAUUGCGAGACAAAUCGGUAAGAUGUUGAACGUCAAGGAACCAAAGAUUGUCAAUGGUCCAGAGAUGUUGAGUAAGUUUGUAGGUGCUUCUGAAGAGAACAUCCGUAACUUGUUUAAGGACGCCGAACAAGAGUAUAAGCAAAAGGGAGAUAGUUCUGGUCUACACAUCAUCAUAUUUGACGAAUUGGAUUCGGUAUUUAAGCAAAGAGGUAACAACAAGUCCGACGGGACCGGAGUCGGUGAUAAUGUCGUCAAUCAGUUGUUGGCUAAAAUGGAUGGUGUUGACCAAUUAAAUAAUAUCUUGAUCAUUGGUAUGACCAACAGAUUAGAUCUUAUUGACAAUGCGUUGUUGAGACCCGGUAGAUUCGAGAUUCAGAUCGAAAUAUCUUUGCCUGAUGAGAAGGGGCGGCACGAGAUUUUAUUGAUUCACACCAAGAAAAUGAAGAACAACAACUUGUUGGACGAUGAUAUCGAUUUCCAAAAGUUGGCCAAGUUGACGAAGAAUUUUACAGGGGCAGAGUUGGAAGGGUUGGUCAAUAGUGCCACCUCUUUUGCUAUCAAUAACUACACCAAAUCAGACUCUCUCGCCAAAGUCGACGAAAAUAUCAGCAAGAUGAAGUUGACCUGGCAGCAUUUCGAGUUGGCAUUGAACGAGGUCAGGCCUGCGUUUGGUGUUAACGAGGAGAAUUUGUCCGAAGGCAUUCCUUAUGGGGUUAUUAGAUACAACGAAGCUAUCGAGCGGAUUUUGGAUAUGGGUAGAUCUUAUAUCAAUGAAGUGUCUCAUUCAGAAAAUGAAAGAUUAAUCAGUGUUUUGUUCCACGGGAAAAAUGGGGUUGGUAAGACUGCCAUUGCAACCAUGUUGUCGUUGGAAUCCAAGUUCCCUUUUAUCAAGGUAUUAAACGGUGAGUUAUUGGUGGGAAUGAAUGAAUUGAUGAAAAUCAACACCAUCGACAACCUUUUCCGGGAUAUUUACAAGUCCCCCUUGAGUGUGUUGAUUAUCGACAAAGUUGAGAGUAUCAUUAACUACGUGCCUAUUGGACCCCGGUUCUCUAAUGAUAUUUUACAAAUGUUGAUGGUGUACUUGACGAGAAAGCCUCCAAACGGUAGAAGAUUGUUGAUAUUGGCCACCACGUCCCAACACUCGAUUUUGAAAUCCAUGAACUUGGUAGACUGUUUCACCAAAUCCAUCGAGAUUAAGCCUGUGACCGAUUUGGUUGAAUUACAAAUCAUAAUGAACGACCUUGACUUCAUGUCGGAAAACGAAAGGUUGGAAAUUUUGAACCAAUUACAAAGAUUCGACCAGCCUUUGAGCUUGGGAAUCAAAAAGUUAUUGCAAGUGUUGAUGAAUGCCAAAUUUGCUAACCUUGAUGUCAACGGAGUGGUCGAGAACCUUUUAGAUGCCCAAACAUAA
Yamadazyma tenuis ATCC 10573 is the source of this 2304-nucleotide messenger RNA. It is a transcript of the gene SEC18, whose product is annotated as AAA family ATPase. Gene Ontology annotation, molecular function: ATP hydrolysis activity; ATP binding. Gene Ontology annotation, biological process: Golgi to plasma membrane protein transport; SNARE complex disassembly; intra-Golgi vesicle-mediated transport. The record is from RefSeq and is a predicted model, not a curated record. Gene Ontology annotation, cellular component: Golgi stack. Lineage: Eukaryota; Fungi; Ascomycota; Pichiomycetes; Serinales; Debaryomycetaceae.